Molecule: messenger RNA, 1615 nt
Organism: Patella vulgata (common limpet)
Lineage: Eukaryota; Metazoa; Mollusca; Gastropoda; Patellidae
Exons: 5
Coding region: 75-1367 (430 amino acids)
Biological process (GO): rRNA processing; spliceosomal snRNP assembly
Cellular component (GO): SMN complex
Source: RefSeq, a predicted model, not a curated record
UAUGAUCGAUGUAAACACGUUAUGAACAUGAUGUUUUUAUUAUCAGAACUUAACUGUUAUUUGAACAGAAUGUCAUGAAGAUAUUGUAUGCUGCUAGAAUGGAAUACACUCCUGAAAUUGCUGUUUUGCAGGCAUCAUUUGAGUUUGCUGAAAAAAAGAUUGGUUGUAAAUUAUCUACAUUGCAGAAAAUUAAUGUUGUGAAGUUAAUCGAAAUAAUAGAUGAAGCUAUAAAAGAUAUAUUAAAAGGCCUUGAGGAAGAUCUCUCAAAAUUUGAUCAAAAAUGGUGGAACUCAAAGUUACAUAGCAUCUUUCUUUACAAAGCUUUACAGAAUGAGGCAAACGAACCUGGUUGUCAAAGACAAACAGCGUUAUAUAAAUUAUGUCAUCUAUUACCUAAUAUAAGUUUUGCUGUUUAUUUUGAAGCCGUGAAAACUUUUGAUUGGUUUCAAUUCUUCAUUGAAAUUCCAGAUUUUCUUGGGGAAACAGAGAAAGACAUUUUGUGUAUGAAAGCCUUAAAACAUGUCCAAGAAACACCUGUCAAUCACAUGGAUCUUCAGCUAGCUUCAUCUGUGAUUGGUCAAUUCAUUUUACUAUGGCUAAAAAAGACACCAUUCAUUCAUUCAUGGAAAUCAACAAUAGGAGAUACUAAUCAAACACAACAUUCGGAAGAAAUGAAAUUUAAUGAAUUUUUAUCUGUAUUAUUAGAUUAUGUGUCCUCACAUGGUGAUCAAAUCAAAAAAAUGGAUUUGAAAAUAUUAAAACAAUCUAUGUACCGAGUUUUAACAGUACCAAUAUUGACUACAGACCCACAGCUAAUUUUCGAUGAAAUCAGCCUUGAUUUAUUAGACUUACACAAACCUCGAAAUAGAUCGCUCUUUGCCCCAUAUAUUCAAGAUCGUUCUACAUGUAUAACUUCCGAGAAAAAUACGUUUAUUGAAGUGAAUAAUUUUCCCUGUUUGUCUUGGUUGAAUUGUGUUAACUUACUUUUAAAUACUUUAAAUGAUGUAGACGGCGUGUUAAAUGAUCCAUCCAUUGUUGUGGGGGAUUUCAGCAUUCCCACAAAGAUCAUAGCAGCCAACCUUUUAUCUAUUCAAGAUCAGAUAUGUGGUAAUAUGCCUGAAAAUUUGCUACAACACAAGGAUAAUAUAUUUAAUUUUAUUGAAAAGCUGUUCAAUGAACAAAAACUAGCCAGUGAAAUCAUUGGGAAGCACGAAGAGGAAAUGUCAACACAAUCGUGUAUUAAAAGAAUCAAGAUGAAACGGCCUGGAUUUGAAGCUGAUAUAGAGAAAAUAUUGAGUAAUUCUGAUCUUCAGGUCUGGUUGAAUGAGGGGUCUUUCUGCAGGCCUGAAAUGUUAAUUAGACAUUAAUUAACUUAUCUAGGCCAUAAUCAACUCUAGAUGCCAUCGUUAGCCUGCGAUAUUUACUGGAUCUGAAUAGAUUUUGUGAUGAAUAGUUUAACGUAGAAAUGGAUAUUCAAGACUUUAUCAUACCAACGUCAGUAAUGACAACUGAGACUAGCUUAAAAUUUAAUGGCUCAUAUCCUUGAUUCAGAGUGAAGCACUUUGACGGAAAUUUUCAGCAUAUUUCGUUUUCAUUAUCUAAUUUUUAACUAUAU